Messenger RNA from Boeremia exigua, 1770 nucleotides. Its product is annotated as TRAPP trafficking subunit Trs65-domain-containing protein. NCBI's taxonomy places the organism in Eukaryota, Fungi, Ascomycota, Dothideomycetes, Pleosporales, Didymellaceae. The transcript has 3 exons. The record is from RefSeq and is a predicted model, not a curated record. Gene Ontology annotation, cellular component: TRAPPII protein complex; trans-Golgi network. Bases 1 to 1770 code for a protein of 589 amino acids. Gene Ontology annotation, biological process: intra-Golgi vesicle-mediated transport.
AUGGGCUCGGAAGAACAGCCGCGGGCCAGCUUCGACUUUGCCGAGAGCUCCCUCUUGGAGGCAAUUGCCCCUGCUGCGUCGGACAUUGACAUCGAAGACGCCUUCAACUCGUGGGACGGCUCGGUCGAGGACGAGGACGCUUCGGUGGUUCCCUUUGUGAAGCAGAGACAUGUCUUGUUAUUCGGUAGGCUAGAUGAACUGCUCCCGGUGUAUGUCGUCUUCCGGACGCCGUUGCUGGAGGACGAAGCACUAAAGACAUAUCUGGAUCGCCUGGCUGUCCACCUCGACGUGUAUGCUUUCGGCACAGCGCCAGGCCCCGACCAGGAGACCAAGCCUCUACCAAAGGAGCUGCUCUUUGCGGAGACAAUUCAAGACACCAACGAACCCACCAUCGUGCUUCACGAGAGCGGAGACGCAAAGCAUGCAUAUGUUUUUUGGAAGGUCAACGUGUCCUUGGCUCGGCCACAGGGCAGGUUCCACAAGCCGGCCAUCUACUUCCAGCCCAGUGCUUCUCUCAAGCCAGGCGUGACAGCAAAGAGGGACGAGGUUCAGGAUGACUACCUCCCCAGUCGAGUGCCUCCUGCGCUCAACCUUCUCCAGUCGUUUGAGCACGACCCAGCGCUGGCCGGCAUCCACCCCCGGCUGUCAGCCAUGAGAAUCAGCAAGAUUGCGCCGUCCGCACCUCUUGCCCGCGAGACGGCGCGGCCUAUCAAGACGGGCCAGCGCCCGCUGUUCCGUGUGGUCCCGCCCCUCAUGUGGAGGACGAGGUUUGCCAAGGUGCAUACAUCGCUGGCAGACCUGUCGCUGAUGGCGUCGCUGGACAUUGAAGUCGCCCAGUACACAUCCUACAAGGUCCGAAUCACAAAGGUCGAGCUGCUGCUCAAGGGCGGCGAGAUCAAGGCGCUGACCAGCCUCGACCCCUCGACCGCCUACAGCCCCGGCGACCAACUAGGCUACCUGUACAAAGCCACCCCGGACCUCAGCGCCGACGGCGCCCCAGCCCUCGGAAGCAAAGGCCACAUCCUCACCGUGAACAUCUCCGCCGACGUCUUGAUAUCUGCAACCUGCCAGCCCCACGUCGCCAUCCAGUGGAAAACCACCGUCGACUUCGCCACCGACCACCAACCGGCCCUGCUCAAGGCCGCGCACAGACUCAGCAGCGCCUCCCUCGCCGGCAGCAUCAAGAGCCCGGACGCCCUGCCCGCCCACGACACCCACGACCCGGCCGCGCCCGAUAACGCAAUCAGCCUGACGCUCACUAUCUCCGGGCCGCCGCGCGUCCGCGUCGGCGCGCUGUUUACCUGGACCGUGUUCGUGGUCAAUCGCUCGAAUAAGCCGCGCCGGCUCGCCGUCACGGUGGUCCCGCAGCGGCCGCGCGACGCGGCGCGCCCGCAGUCCUCGGCGUCGACGGGCGAUCAUGGCGCCAGCCACAGCGUCAGUCACGGUGCAACCCACAGCGCCAGCCAUAGCGUCAAUCACAGCGCAAAACCCCCCCUCCUCGCCCCCGCCGUCCUCGACGACCACAUCAUAUACGGGCGCCACAAGAGCGCGCAGCCGCACCCCACGCGGCUGGUGUGUCUAACAACAGAUAUCCGACUCGGCGCGCUGGGGCCCGGGGCGUGCUACACGGCGGAGCUGCAGUUUGUGGCGCUGGCGGCGGGGGCGCUGGCGGUGGAGGCGGUAAGGGUGGUGGAUUUGGCGUCGGGGGAGGUUGCAGAUGUUAGGGAGUUGCCGGGGGGUGUUGCGGUGGGGGGUGGGGGUGGUGAGUAG